UGACGUCACUACUGACGCCUCUCGCGGAUAAGUUUUUCAGCGAGUGUUGCAUCGCGUCAUUCAGACCCAACGCUCGCUCGCGCGUCACAGCAGGAGAAGAGACGAUGAUCAUCGACAGAGUUAGUGAGGGGUUGUCCGGUGUUCUGGACCGGGACAGCGAUGUGAUGACCAGUCCGGUGGACCUGCUGUCGUUCUACGGAUGCGCUUCUCCCGCGGAACCGAAUCUGUCCGACUCGGAGCAGAGCUGGAGCAGCGCGAGCAGCCCUCAAAACAGCGACAGCGUGGAAGCGCACAGCGCGCGCAGACCGAGUCGCUAUCAAGGCGUGCGCGUGAAGAACACCGUCAAAGAGCUGAUCCUGCAGAAGCGACACCACAGCCAGGCUCAGCAAUAUCAAGUGGAAAAUGAAUGUCCAGCUGUAAUACAUGCGCUGCAGAGAACGAGGAGGGAACUGGAGAAUCUGUGUCUCUGUCCUGGUAAACGACUGCGAGUCGCAGACCCGUUUCCGUGCGGUGAGAACAUGUUCUGUGAUGCUGAGAUGCUGGAGGACAUCGGGGACGUUCUGUCCAUCGAGUCUGUGACGGUGAGAGGCUUUCCUCAGGAUCUGUGCGCUGAUGCCCAAAGCCAUCUGAACACAUUCCCAUCCUCGUCCGGCCUCAGCCUGACCGCUGCACCUCCAGUGUCCUUCUUCCAGUGGCAGAUCCAGCAGGAGGAGGAGAGACUGGCUGCUCUGAGCCACAUGGAGCUCACCGCUCGAGACGCAGACGGAGACACGUACUUGCACAUCGCGGUGGCUCAGGGAAGAAGAGCUCUGGCGUAUGUCCUCGCCAGGAGAAUGGCUGCCAUCGGCAUGCUGGACAUGAAAGAACACAACGACCAGAGCGCCUUCCAGGUGAGCGUCGCUGCAGACCAGCACCUGAUCGCUCAAGACCUGCUUCUGCUGGGAGCCGAGCUCAACACCAGGGACUGCUGGGGCCGGGCCCCGCUCCACGUCUGCGCAGAGAAGGGCCACUGCUCCACGCUGCAGGCCAUCCAGAGAUCUGUGCAGACGAGCGGACGGCUGGUGAACGUGGAGGUGGUCAACUAUGACGGACUCACACCUCUCCAUGUGGCGGUGCUGUCCCACAAUGCCGUGCUGCAGGAGCUGAGCCGUGGCCCUCCGUGUGCUCAGAGUCCGGUUCUGCUGCAGAAGAGGAAGCUGCUCGCCGAGUGUGUGAACACACUGCUGUUGAUGGGCGCCUCGCUGGAGGCCAAGGACUGUAAGAGCGGCCGCACCGCGCUGCAUAUGGCUGCCGAAGAGGCCAACGUCGAGCUGCUGCGCCUCUUUCUGGAUCAGUCCACCUACUGCCCGGUCAUAAACGCCAAGGCGUUCAGCGGGAACACGGCUCUGCACAUGGCCAGCGCUCUGCAGGGCCGGCUGACUCAACCGGACGCGGUGCGACUGCUGCUGAGACGAGGAGCCGAUCCCAGCACCAAGAACCUGGAGCACGAGCAGCCGGUCCAGCUAGUGCCCGACGGGCCCCUGGGAGACCAGGUGCGUCGGAUCCUGAAAGGUAAAGGAGCGCUGUCCCGCUCGUGAGAAUCGCUGUCAGUCAGGCAGCCGUCUGUGUACAGAUUCAUUUGCCGCCGCAGGCAGAUGUCGGUUGUUUCUAUGAAACAGUUUUAUCAUUGUUCACUACUGAGUAGUAGACGGCACAGGAAAGUGAGAGCAACGGCUCAGAGAUGCUACCGGACGUCAGAAGAGGAAUCCAGUGUUAUGAGGAAGUUAGGAAGGAUUAUUCAGAAAGCAAUAAUAAAUGAGGACACGUCGUUAAAGAGGAAGAAAGUGAAUCUUCUUCUCUUGUUCGUUAGCAGAUCUGAAACGCUGCAUUUGGCUCUGAUGUGUAAAAGGUUGUAAACUAUAAUCUCUAAACUCUGUCUGUAUUAUUAUUCUGUUAUUAUUAUUACUCUGAUGUGUGUUUUGUCAGAAUGUUAAACACGAGAUGAUAAUCAGUAACUUUAAACCUGUUGGACCAGAACGUCCCCGAGUGUUGACUUCAGGCGUGUCUCGGCGUGUUAUUUUGGGACUUUCUUCCAUUGAUAAUUAACUUUUUAUGAGGUCAUGCCAUUCUCGAGAAGUCCUCUAAUUAUUCUGGAUAACUCUGAUUAUUCUGUUUGAUUGUAACUGCUGUUCUCAGAAUCAACGGUAAAAUCCACAUAAAAAUAGGGUUAAAGGUGUUUGUUUUUGAUGAAGACAGAAAGAGAUGGCAUUAGUGCAUUAUAACAGCUCAUAUUACAUGUAUUUGCAUGUUAUUGCUGAUGUAUGAGUUUUUGUGGUGAUGGGAUUAGUACAGUAUAUAUUGUUAUUCUUUAUCUCUUUAUAUAUGUAUAUAUGCUGUCAUUCAGCAUUAUGUUUAUUGUGCAUCAGGAGCGGGUCAUUGUUUGUGUUUCCUUUGCAGGUCACAUGAUAUUCUGUGUGUUUAAUUGUCAGCUGUAAUUCAGUCUUAAAUAAAGAUUCCUUGUUCUGUU
Molecule: messenger RNA, 2506 nt
Organism: Cyprinus carpio (common carp)
Lineage: Eukaryota; Metazoa; Chordata; Actinopteri; Cypriniformes; Cyprinidae
Gene: nfkbiz
Product: nuclear factor of kappa light polypeptide gene enhancer in B-cells inhibitor, zeta
Biological process (GO): regulation of gene expression
Cellular component (GO): nucleus
Molecular function (GO): DNA binding; POU domain binding
Source: RefSeq, a predicted model, not a curated record